This is a messenger RNA of Talaromyces marneffei, 5565 nucleotides long. RefSeq lists its product as uncharacterized. Gene Ontology annotation, molecular function: chitin synthase activity; cytoskeletal motor activity; ATP binding. The record is from RefSeq and is a predicted model, not a curated record. Lineage: Eukaryota; Fungi; Ascomycota; Eurotiomycetes; Eurotiales; Trichocomaceae. Gene Ontology annotation, cellular component: cell periphery; cell septum; myosin complex. Bases 1 to 5565 code for a protein of 1854 amino acids. The transcript has 4 exons.
AUGGCCCUCAAUUCGUUUCCCGGGAGCACCCCCUCCCAUACACAAUCUUCACUACCAUCACUGCCCUCGCAUCUGCAAUCAGAUACACAUUUGACAGCCCAUUUGGCAAGCAGAUUUCAUGUCUCCUUGCCCACGGCUCGUCUUUCAUCGCAGGCUUUGAUUUGUCUGAAUACUUAUACCUCGUCGACCAAAGGCCCCGAUGGCGGAAAGGAAGGAAGCGCCAUGGGUGAAGCUGAGGAUUUGGCUAAACGAGCUUUCACCCGUCUAGGAGCCCGUGGUGAGAACCAAGCGGUCGUAUUUCUUGGCGAAACUGGCUCCGGUAAAACCACAGUUCGAUCUCACCUUCUAUCAGCCCUUCUCUCGUUUUCUGCAACACCCCUAUCGACCAAGCUGUCAUUAGCAGCCUUUGUUUUCGAUACACUCACUACGACCAAAUCCGUGACCACCCCAACGGCGUCAAAAGCCGGAUUAUUCUAUGAACUACAAUACGAUUCGUCAUCAAACAAUCCCUUGUUGAUUGGAGGUAAAAUUCUCGACCAUCGGUUGGAAAGGAACCGUAUCACCUCGGUCCCGACCGGUGAACGCAGCAUUCAUGUGUUAUAUUAUCUUCUGGCAGGGACAAGCGCAGCUGAGAAGGCUCAUUUAGGGCUGGAGUCAUCUGGAAUACAUGCUGGACCAGGUAAUAAUCAGAAGCGAUGGCGCUAUCUCGGUCAUCCCACCCAAUUAAAAGUUGGUGUGAAUGACGCUGAAGGCUUUCAGCAUUUCAAAACGGCUUUGCGGAAAUUGGAGUUUACCCGUGGUGAAAUCGCAGAGAUCUGUCAAGUCCUGGCUACCAUUCUUCACAUUGGUCAACUGGAAUUCAUAACGGGUCAAAGUACUACAACGAGCGCCGAGGAAAGUGGUGGUUACUCUCACGAAGGGGGCGAAAUCGUGACAAUGGUCAAGAACAAGGAAGUUUUGGAAUAUGUUGCCGCUUUCCUGGGACUUAGUACGGAAGAUCUCGCAGUCAGCUUGCGUCACAAAACCAAAACCAUCCAUCGCGAACGUGUAACAGUGAUGCUUGAUCCUCGCGGAGCUCGACAAAAUGCAGAUGAGCUUGCUAGGACGCUUUAUUCCCUUCUGGUUGCCUAUGUCAUCGAAAGUAUCAACCAGAGAGUUUGUGCUGCCGAGGAAAGUGUUGGCAAUACGAUAUCUAUCAUUGAUUUCCCCGGCUUUGCUCAGUCUGCAAAUUCAUCCACCCUCGAUCAACUUCUUAACAAUGCUGCUGUCGAAUCGCUGUACAGCUUUGCUCUGCAGAGUUUCUUUUCGAACAAAGCAGACCGCUUAGAAAGUGAAGAGGUCAGCGUGCCAGCAACAAGCUACUUCGACAACUCGGACGCUGUUCGGGGUCUUUUGAAGACAGGAAACGGUUUACUUGCUAUCAUCGAUGACCAGACAAGACGAGGAAAAACCGACUUGCAAAUGCUUGAGAGUCUCAAGAAAAGAUUUCAGAAUAAAAACCCCGCCAUCACAGUCGGAGACAGUGAGACCAAGCUACCUGGAAGCAAUUUCGUGACACCCAGCACGCAUGCCACGUUCACUGUUAGGCACUUCGCUGGUGAAAUCGAUUAUCCUGUCAAUGGCUUGAUCGAAGAGAACGGAGAGACCAUCUCGGGGGAUUUGAUCAACCUGAUUAGCUCCACUCGAAGUGAUUUCGUGCGAGAACUUUUCGGACAGGAUGCCUUACAAAAAGUCACUCAUCCUAAGGAGCGAAACGCUGUGGUACAGGCUCAAGUGAGCUCCAAGCCCAUGCGGAUGCCUAGUAUGGCUCGUCGCAAGAUCAGUCCGUCAUCCAAACUGAAUCCGUUUAGCAAUCGAGCCGGCAGGGAUGACGAUGACAGCGAUAGUAAUAAUGGAAGCACCAAGACCGGUAAUACAUCACGCAAAAAGACCAACGGUGCCGGCGCAGAUCAAGGAGCAGCAGGUCAAUUCCUAGCCUCAUUGGACGUUAUUAAACAGUGUCUAAAUGCACCAAACCUGAAUCCAUAUUUUGUCUUCUGUCUCAAGCCCAAUGACAGACGCAUCGCAAAUCAAUUCGACAGCAAAUGUGUGCGCUUGCAGAUGCAGACUUUCGGUAUUGCAGAGAUCAGUCAAAGACUGCGCAACGCGGACUUCAGUGUCUUCCUUCCUUUCGCUGAAUUCUUAGGCUUAGCAGAAGCUGAGAGCAUUGUGGUUGGAAGCGAUCGUGAGAAGGCUGAGCUUGUCCUUGAUGAACGAAAAUGGCCUGGUAACGAAGCACGUGUCGGUAGCACAGGUGUUUUUCUCAGUGAACGAUGCUGGGCUGACAUUGCAAGACUCGGCGAACGAGUACUUCCGACAUAUCAUGCUGAUUCUCUCAAUGAUGGAGAUGGAAUGCUUCAUCCUCAGGGAUCAUACAGUGACCACAAAGUCCGACUUCUCAGCUCCGGUGAAAACAGUCCUAGCGGUGCUUUCAUCUACGGGGAGGAGUCUAAGCAAGGUGGUUAUUUUGGCAGUCGCGAGAUUGAUGGUCGAUCAGAUGCUGGUGCUUCAGCCUUCAAUUCUGGCGAUAUGUUCAAAAACCUGGAGACUCGAGAGCAGAUGGCGGAAAAAAGCAAAGAACGCAAAAUGGAAGAAGUGGACAUCCUGCCAGUUUCUGGUAGUCGCAAGCGGUGGCUCUUUAUUGUCUACCUUUUCACUUUCUGGGUGCCUGACUUUUUAAUCAGGUUUCUAGGAAGAAUGAAGCGAAAGGAUGUUCGAAUGGCGUGGCGUGAAAAGUUGGCUAUUAAUAUGAUCAUCUGGCUCGCCUGUCUCACUGCAGCCUUUGUUGUUGUCGCCUUUCCCAUGUUAAUUUGUCCUCGACAAGACGUAUUUUCAGCAGAAGAACUAUCGUCUCACAAUGGGAAGGACGGCGCAUCAUCGUAUGUCUCCAUCCGAGGCGUCGUGUUUGAUCUUGGCGCAUUCGUCCCUUCUCACUAUCCGAAAAAUCUGAUACCUUCGUCCGCGUUCGAUAACUAUGCCGGAGUCGAUGCGACUGCUCUUUUCCCGGUCCAAGUGUCGGCUCUUUGCCAGGGAGUCGACGGUUCUGUCGAUCCAAGCGUACUUCUUGAUUUUACACCAGUCAACAUCACUGGUUCUGCCACUACAAUCAGCACAGCAGACCAAAAUUCAAAGUACCAUGAUUUCCGCUAUUUCACCAAUGAUUAUCGUGCAGAUUGGUUUGCUGAACAGAUGAUGAUGCUCAAGGGUUCUUUUAAGAAAGGUUACAUUGGAUACAGCUCACAGUACUUGAAGACGCUAGCAGAAAAGAACGGCCGUUCUGUAGCUAGUCUUAACGGCAAUGUAUACGAUUUUACCGAGUACGUUGCUGGAGGUCGCCGGACUCUUGGUCCAAACAACACUACUGGACCUGCCGGCGUGAGUGUUGAUUUCAUGGAUCCGGUUGUGGUCAAUUUGUUCUCGCAGAGAUCUGGACAAGACGUUACGCAACGCUUUAAUCAGCUCAGUAUGGACCCCGAAUUACGACAACGCAUGAAGUUAUGUAUGGACAACCUAUUCUUCGUCGGCAAGGUAGACACUCGAAACUCGACGCAAUGCCAGUUCUCGGAGUACUUCAUCCUUGCUAUCACAGCCCUUCUGGCUUCGGUCAUUAUCGCCAGGUUCUUGGCCGCGCUUCAGUUUGGUAAGAAAAAUAUACCAGAGAAUUUGGAUAAGUUCAUUAUCUGCCAGGUUCCCGUCUACACGGAAGAUGAGGACUCUCUCCGCCGUGCUAUUGACUCAAUGGCUCGCAUGAAGUACGAUGAUAAACGUAAAUUGCUGGUUGUCAUUUGUGAUGGAAUGAUCAUUGGUCAAGGCAACGACCGUCCCACACCAAGAAUAGUUUUGGAUAUUCUUGGUGUGCCCGACACUGUCGACCCAGAACCUUUGAGUUUCGAAAGUCUAGGCGAGGGCAUGAGGCAGCACAAUAUGGGCAAGAUCUAUUCCGGUCUUUACGAAGUCCAAGGUCACAUCGUUCCUUUCAUGGUUGUUGUUAAAGUCGGAAAGCCCUCCGAGGUGUCUCGACCAGGUAACCGUGGUAAACGAGACUCGCAGAUGAUCCUCAUGCGCUUCCUCAACCGCAUCCACUACAACCUUCCUAUGAGCCCUAUGGAAUUAGAAAUGUACCACCAAAUCCGGAACAUUAUUGGCGUCAACCCUACAUUUUAUGAAUUCAUCCUGCAAGUCGACGCUGAUACAGUUGUUGCUCCGGAUUCUGCCACACGAAUGGUGUCUUCGUUCCUUGCGGAUACUCGUAUUAUCGGCCUUUGCGGAGAAACUGCCCUCAGCAACGCGCGAAAGUCUAUUAUUACGAUGAUUCAAGUUUAUGAAUACUACAUCUCUCACAAUCUGACCAAAGCAUUUGAGAGUUUGUUCGGAUCUAUUACUUGUUUGCCAGGUUGUUUCACUAUGUAUCGCAUCAGAUCUGCUGAUACUGGUAAACCACUGUUCGUGAGCAAAGAAGUCGUGGAGGCGUACGCCGAAAUUCGAGUUGAUACGCUCCAUAUGAAAAACCUGCUUCAUCUUGGUGAAGAUCGUUAUCUCACUACUCUUCUUAUCAAGCAUCAUCCAAAUUACAAGACCAAAUACAGCUUCCGCGCCCACGCAUGGACUAUUGCCCCCGAGAACUGGAGCGUUUUCCUAUCUCAACGUCGACGAUGGAUCAAUUCUACCGUGCACAACUUGAUCGAGCUCGUUCCUAUGCAACAACUAUGCGGUUUCUGUUGCUUCAGUAUGCGCUUCGUGGUCCUCAUUGAUUUGAUGAGCACGAUCAUUCAACCAGUGACUGUAGCGUAUAUCGUUUAUCUCAUUGUAUGGCUCAUUCUUGAUACAUCCAAAAUCCCCAUCACGGCUUUCAUUCUACUCGGGGCUAUCUACGGUUUGCAGGCGAUCAUUUUUAUUCUUCGACGCAAGUGGGAAAUGGUCGGCUGGAUGAUCAUCUAUAUUCUUGCUACCCCCAUCUUCUCGCUAGGCUUGCCUUUGUACUCCUUCUGGCACAUGGAUGACUUUUCAUGGGGUAACACACGUGUGGUGACUGGUGAAAAGGGCAAGAAGGUUAUCAUUUCCGAUGAGGGCAAAUUCGAUCCUGCUUCCAUCCCCAAAAAGAGAUGGGAAGAAUAUCAAGUGGAGUUGUGGGAGGCACAAUCCCGAGUUGACGACACUCGCUCUGAGGUUUCGGGCUACUCCUAUGCCACGAAGUCUUACCAUCCAGCUGCUACUGAAUACGGAUACCCAGCAUCUCGACCAAUGUCACAACUUGAUUUGACAUCUCGACUUGGUUCCCGCAUGUCGCUCGCUCCCUCGGAGAUGAUGGGUGGUACUGCUAACUACGAAUUGGCCGAUCUCACUGGGUUGCCUUCUGACGACGCCAUCCUUGCUGAAAUCCGGGACAUCUUGCGUACAGCUGAUCUGAUGACCAUUACCAAGAAGGUUGUCAAAGUAGAGCUUGAGAAGCGUUUCGGUGUUAACCUGGAUGCAAAACGUCCAUAUAUCAAUUCUGCAACCGAAGCAGUCCUCUCGGGUCAAUUAUAA